Molecule: messenger RNA, 1975 nt
Organism: Durotheca rogersii
Lineage: Eukaryota; Fungi; Ascomycota; Sordariomycetes; Xylariales; Xylariaceae
Product: general substrate transporter
Exons: 4
Coding region: 264-1862 (532 amino acids)
Biological process (GO): transmembrane transport; carbohydrate transport
Cellular component (GO): membrane
Molecular function (GO): carbohydrate:proton symporter activity
Source: RefSeq, a predicted model, not a curated record
GGUCCAAUGACUGGUCAUGCUUUGUUGUAAGCAUCAAAGGGCUCCGACCCCAGUAAACUCUAAUACAUCCUGUCUGUCCUGGCGAUGCCUCUCUGCAUAUAAUAGUCGAUCGACACCUCGUCCCCCAAAGCUUACCCUUUCUGUCUCUCUCGAGUCAUUCACCCAACCCCCUUCUCCUCCCUUAUCCCUCGAUAUCUGAACCACCCAACAACAACUAGACUUGCGUAUAGGUUGCCGACAGACCACGCGGGGUCUUAGACAGUAUGAAGACGGUAGGCAACAUCUACAUCAUCGCGGCUACGUCCGUCAUAGGCGGCGCGCUGUUCGGAUUUGAUAUCUCGUCUAUGAGCGCUAUCAUCUCCACACAACCAUACAAAUGCCAAUUUAACCAGCAAGGAAAUAACCCCAUAACCGGCCAGUGCCAGGGGCCGGACGACGUCCUGCAGGGUGGAAUCACCGCCGCCAUGCCCGGAGGGUCGUGGCUUGGCGCCCUCAUAUCCGGUUUCUUAUCCGAUAUCUUCGGCCGAAAAAAGGCGAUUCAGAUCGGCGCCGUCAUCUGGGUGAUCGGCUCUAUCCUCGUUUGUGCCUCCCAGAACAUCCCUAUGCUGAUUGUCGGACGUAUCAUCAACGGUCUGAGCGUGGGCAUCUGCUCUGCCCAAGUCCCCGUCUACAUCUCCGAGAUAUCGCCACCAUCUAAGCGAGGCCGAUUAAUUGGCAUGCAGCAAUGGGCUAUCACUUGGGGUAUCGCUAUCAUGUUCUUCCUAUGUUACGGUUCCAGCUUCAUCCGCGGAGCGGCGGCCUUCCGUCUCCCUUGGGGCUUGCAGAUGAUCCCGGCUAUUAUCCUGUUUUUCGGCCUCUUAAUCCUUCCCGAGUCUCCGCGUUGGCUGGCGAAGCACGACCGCUGGGAAGAAGCCCACGAAGUGCUCGUCUUGGUCCACGGCAAGGGCGAUCCUCGAUCGGCGCUCGUCGCUAAGGAGAUGGCCGAAAUCAGGGAAGUGGUCGAAUUCGAGCGUGCCAACGCUGACGUCUCCUACCUCGAGCUGUUCCGGCCCCGGAUGAUCAACCGUACCCAUAUCGGUGUCUUCACGCAGAUCUGGUCGCAGCUCACCGGUAUGAACGUCAUGAUGUACUACAUCGCCUACAUCUUUACCAUGACCGGGUCAGGCGACGACGUAUUGCUGCCCAGUGGCAUCCAGUUCAUCAUCAACGUCGUCAUGACCGUUCCCGCUCUUAUCUGGCUCGACAGGUGGGGCCGCCGCCCAACCAUGCUCGCCGGUGCCUUCUUCAUGUGCCUCUGGCUCUGCAUCAACGCCGGCUUGUUCGGUGCGUACUCGCGCCCGGCGGUGCCCGAGGACGGAUUUGAUACCGCUGCUAUCUCGAUGGUCAUCUCCGGACGCGCCGCUAAGGCCGUGAUUGCCAGCACCUACCUGUUCGUCGCCUCCUUCGCCACGACGUGGGGCCCCGCCUCUUGGACCUACCCGGCCGAGCUCUACCCGCUGCGCGUACGUGGUAAGGCUGUCGCGCUCUCGACGUCGUCUAACUGGGCCUUCAAUUUCGCCCUCGCCUACUUCGUCCCGCCCGCAUUUGCCAACAUUUCGUGGAGGACGUACGUGCUGUUCGCCGUGUUCUGUUUCGCCAUGUUCUGGCACACGUUCUUCCUGUUCCCGGAGACGGCCAACAAGACUCUCGAGGAGGUCGCGGACAUCUUCGAGAACAACAACCCCGGCUCCAUCAAGUACAUCGGCACGCCGGCCUGGAAGACGCACAACGACCGGUCCAUCCUCAGGGUUGAGCGCAACCUAGUCAGCUCCGAGGAGAAGAUUGGCAUCCAGCACAGCACCGAGUCCAGGCCUCAAGAGUGACGAGAGAGCUACGAGCAGGGAAGGGUAUCGCCCGGCGGAUAGAAAUCGGAGUCGGGGUAGGCGGCGACGAACCGCGAAGAAGAGGAGGCUAUUAUGGUAUACCCCAUUUGGAG